Trichechus manatus latirostris (Florida manatee) is the source of this 729-nucleotide messenger RNA. RefSeq names its product serine protease 58 (gene PRSS58). Gene Ontology annotation, molecular function: serine-type endopeptidase activity. The coding region runs from base 1 to 729 and encodes 242 amino acids. The transcript has 5 exons. Lineage: Eukaryota; Metazoa; Chordata; Mammalia; Sirenia; Trichechidae. Gene Ontology annotation, cellular component: secretory granule. Gene Ontology annotation, biological process: proteolysis. The record is from RefSeq and is a predicted model, not a curated record.
AUGAAGUUGACCCUCAUCUGGGCUGUCUUGAACCUACAAGUUGCUUUGGCUUUCAAUCCAGAUUACCAAAAUGAUCUCAUCCCUCCUCCUUACUUGGUCUACCUGAAAUCGAAUUACCUGCCCUGUACUGGAGCCCUGGUUCACCCACUCUGGGUCAUCACAUCAGCUCACUGCAACCUACCGAAGCUUACGGUGGUCUUGGGGGCUACCAACCCAGGAGACCCCAGUGAAAAACAUCUGCAAGUAGUUGGCUAUGAGAAGAUGAUCCACCACCCAUACUUCACAGUCACCUCCAUUGAAUAUGACCUCAUGUUAAUCAAGCUGAGAAGGAAGAUUCAUCUCAAUGACUAUGUGCAGCUGGUCAAUCUGCCCCACCGGGAUGUCCCUGAAAACACCUUGUGCACUGUCUCUACCUGGGCCUACAACCUAUGUAAUAUCUCCAAAGACCCUAACUCCAUGCAGAAGGUGAACAUCACUGUGCUCCCCAAGUCGCAGUGCCAGGACGCCUACAGGACCCACCGCAUCCAAGAGAGCAUGCUGUGCCUGGGCAUUGUGCCUGGAAGAAGGGUGCCCUGCAAGGAAGUCACAGCUGCCCCAGCAGUCUGCAAUGGGACGCUCCAAGGAAUCCUGGCUUUUGCAGAUGGGUGUGUGCUGAGAGCAGAUGUUGCUGUCUACACGAGAAUCUUCAGCUACAUGUCCUGGAUCCAAAAUAUAAUCCAAAACUACUGA